Messenger RNA from Haliotis rufescens (red abalone), 601 nucleotides. Its product is annotated as echinoidin-like. The coding region runs from base 69 to 560 and encodes 163 amino acids. Lineage: Eukaryota; Metazoa; Mollusca; Gastropoda; Lepetellida; Haliotidae. The transcript has 5 exons. The record is from RefSeq and is a predicted model, not a curated record.
AUGUACUUAUCGCUUAAACACACGUCUGUUCGCUGCACAUCCACAUCUAGGUUAUACCCGACGCAGCCAUGGUGUAUACUACUGCUCUAUUCCGUCUGUUGGCAGCUGUGGUUGUGCUUACUCUGGUCGACGGUUCCUGUCCCGACUAUUGGACAUCGUAUGCAGCAAGCUGUUACACGCUGAUCAAGAAUCCGUCAACAUGGGCCGGAGCGGACGACAUUUGCAAAGAUUUUGAUGCUUUUCUCGUGGAGGUCGACACUAAUGCAGAAAACGAAUUCUUAAUAAGUUUUCUGAAAAACAAAAAAUUGAGCACAAGAGCAGUGUGGCUAGGAGGGAACGACCUACUGAGCGAGAGCCACUGGAUGUGGUCACACAGCCAAGAGCCGGUUAUAUUCACGGACUGGGCACCAACACAGCCAGACAAUGUGGCCAACACGGAGAAUUGUUUGGAAUUGGCAAUAGAAAGUAGGUUUGGCUUCAAGUGGAAUGACAACGUAUGUUCAGCGCGUCAGUAUUUCAUCUGUGAGCAACCUGAUUCAAGUAAUGCUAUCAUCGGUUAGAAUUGCGACGUUUUUAAAAAUAAACGCAAUGAACUCUUUAA